AUGAGCUCUCACGAUUACUACAAUUCGAGCUAUGCCCAACCUACGCCAUAUCAUGAUCCAGUAUACGACACAUACAACAGACGAGACGAUGAACUGCCACCUCUUCCCGGCGGCUCAUCCUAUGGGAAUCACAGCGCCUACCCAUAUUCCCAUCAAACACCAUCACAGUCCUAUUCGGGCGCAAGUGGACGACUGCACGAUGAGCCCGACCCUUUCGAGGAUCAGAAUGCCAUACCUUUAAAGCAGAACCGGAAACACGAAUCGCAUACUACCAUAUCACCAAUACUUCCCCAACAAGAAACAGAAGACUCGUUCGUAAGAGAUGUAGACCCACGAAAACGACGGAAACGAAGAAGUGUGCCAAGGGACGGUUGGUUUAGUGGACGCAUACCAUGGGUGGUGUAUACCCUUUCCGUCGUGGAGCUGAUAGUCUUCAUCGCCGAGCUGGUUAAGAUGGGAGUCCUGACGAAGUCACCAAUCGAGAUACAUCCUUCCUUCAACCCCAUGAUCGGACCAUCACCAUACGUCCUUAUCAACAUGGGCGCACGAUAUCAGCCCUGCAUGCACAACAUGCCGAACGUUCAAAAUGCUACAGAGAAGAUAUCCUGGCCUUGUCCAAAUGCCACAUCGACUACUGGCGCGGAUGUGUCGUGCUCGUUGUCCGAGCUUUGUGGGUUUAGUGGUGUGCCUGAUCCGCAUGUUGGGGGAGAUAUUCAUGAUCAGCCUGCCCCUAACCAGUGGUGGAGGUUCAUUGUGCCCAUCUUCAUCCAUGCUGGUAUUAUCCAUAUCUCGUUCAAUCUGCUCCUGCAGCUCACACUGGGCAAGGACAUCGAGCGGCUGAUAGGAAGCGUCCGCUUUGCAAUCGUCUACUUUGCAGCGGGAAUCUUCGGCUUCGUCCUUGGUGGCAACUUUGCAGCGAAUGGCAUAGCAUCUUGCGGCUGCUCUGGAAGCCUGUUUGGCAUUCUUGCAAUAAAUCUGCUUGAUCUUCUCUACACCUGGAAAGACCGGAAAGGACCAGUCAAGGAUCUACUGUGGAUUGUUCUGGACAUUAUCAUUGCAUUCGUGCUUGGUCUUCUACCAGGUCUUGACAACUUCUCCCAUAUAGGCGGCUUCCUCAUGGGACUCGUCCUUGGGGUAUGCAUCCUGCGCUCACCCUCAGCUGUUGCACGGCGCACAUCGACAGGCGAGAACCGAUAUAGUGGCCUCUCGAACGCUCGAAGCACAUCUGGACGCGAAGAAGGUCUUCUUGGCUUCUUCAAACAACCACUGGGCUUCUUCCAGAACCGCCGAGGUAUAUGGUGGGCAUGGUGGCUUGUCCGUGCAGCGGCAUUGAUUGGAUGUCUGAUUGGGUUCAUCUUGCUCCUCACGAACUUCUACAAGGAGCCAAUGGUCGGGUGUUCGUGGUGCAAAUACCUUUCGUGCUUGCCUGUAAAGACUGGAACGACGAAUUGGUGCGAUGUUGGUAACUUGAACUUCACGCCUACGAAUGGGACGAGCAAGAGAGAUCUGUUAGGCGUAAUGAUAGGAGAUAUGUGGAUGUUGGAGGAUCAUGCUAUAUCAUGA
Molecule: messenger RNA, 1563 nt
Organism: Recurvomyces mirabilis
Lineage: Eukaryota; Fungi; Ascomycota; Dothideomycetes; Mycosphaerellales; Teratosphaeriaceae
Exons: 1
Coding region: 1-1563 (520 amino acids)
Biological process (GO): proteolysis
Cellular component (GO): membrane
Molecular function (GO): serine-type endopeptidase activity
Source: RefSeq, a predicted model, not a curated record